AUGUUUCCAGUUUCUCUGGUCUGCGGCAACACAAUGCUGUUGAAACCAUCAGAACGCGAUCCUGGGGCUGCGCUGCGUCUUGUCGAGUUGGCCAAUGAGGCUGGCGUACCUCCGGGUGUGUUGAACGUUGUUCAUGGUUCACAAGACGUCGUAAAGGCAAUCUGUGAGCACCCGGAUAUCCGAGCCAUUUCCUUUGUCGGUUCCGAUCAGGCUGGAAAGUUCAUAUAUCGGCACGGAUGUGCCCAUGGAAAGCGCGUUCAGUGCAAUAUGGUGAGUCGUCUGCCUUUGCGCUGGUCCUCUUCGAUGUUAAAACAGAAGGGUUAUGCGCUUUUUGUUUUUAUAGACUUUGAAAUCAACCCAAACCUCUUAUCAUCGUGGUGA
Molecule: messenger RNA, 381 nt
Organism: Protopolystoma xenopodis
Lineage: Eukaryota; Metazoa; Platyhelminthes; Monogenea; Polystomatidea; Polystomatidae
Source: the annotation of a GenBank genome assembly